Molecule: messenger RNA, 7065 nt
Organism: Puntigrus tetrazona (Sumatra barb)
Lineage: Eukaryota; Metazoa; Chordata; Actinopteri; Cypriniformes; Cyprinidae
Product: gamma-aminobutyric acid receptor subunit beta-2
Exons: 10
Coding region: 261-1940 (559 amino acids)
Biological process (GO): nervous system process; regulation of membrane potential; chemical synaptic transmission
Cellular component (GO): neuron projection; membrane; GABA-A receptor complex
Molecular function (GO): neurotransmitter receptor activity; extracellular ligand-gated monoatomic ion channel activity; GABA-A receptor activity
Source: RefSeq, a predicted model, not a curated record
GCUAUAAAGUCCGUUUUAAACGCUACCCCUCCACUUUGCGUAAGACAAAUUACUUUCGCGCUUCACGUCACAUUUAGAGACAGAGACUUUAAAGGGAUACUAGCUACCGAAGUGGCUACUUGUCAAGAAAGGGCUGCUUUUUUCCACGAUGCACGGAGGCUGCGGUUGUUUUCGGCGUUUUCGUAGUUUUCCCUUUACUAUCUCGCCGUCUCUGGUCUGGAAGCGCUCCUCCAGCUCCAUCAGCACCACAGCGCUCCUGGAUGCUGCGCUGGAGAAUGUACGCAUGCGCACCACAGUGGAAUUACUGCACAGCGCACUCUAAGUUGGACCUUCUCUGUCUUCACGGAAACCAGAAAACAUAUAAAAGUAUGGCGAUCUUUAGAAUAAGACAAAGGAGCUUCUUGCGCGUCUGGACGUUUCCCGUGAUCGUGGCCGUGGUGUGCGCGCAAAGCGUCAACGAUCCAAGCAAUAUGUCUCUCGUAAAAGAAACUGUUGAUAGACUAUUGAAAGGAUACGACAUUCGCUUGAGGCCAGAUUUCGGAGGUCCUCCGGUGGGAGUGGGGAUGAAUAUAGACAUAGCCAGCAUAGACAUGGUCUCAGAAGUGAACAUGGACUACACAUUGACCAUGUAUUUCCAGCAAGCCUGGCGAGACAAGCGUCUGUCGUAUUCUGAGAUUCCUCUGAACCUGACGCUGGAUAACCGGGUAGCUGAUCAGCUGUGGGUGCCGGACACGUACUUCCUAAACGACAAGAAGUCUUUUGUACAUGGUGUAACAGUGAAGAACAGAAUGAUCCGUCUCCAUCCAGAUGGCACUGUGCUUUAUGGGCUCAGGAUCACGACCACAGCCGCCUGCAUGAUGGACUUACGCAGAUACCCUCUCGAUGAGCAGAACUGCACGCUGGAGAUCGAGAGCUACGGCUACACCACGGAUGAUAUUGAGUUUUACUGGCGAGGUGGUGACCACGCAGUGACCGGAGUGGAAAGGAUAGAGCUUCCUCAGUUCUCCAUAGUGGACUACAAGCUCAUCUCUAAAAAUGUGGUGUUUUCCACAGGUUCGUAUCCUCGCCUCUCCCUGAGCUUCAAGCUUAAGAGAAACAUUGGCUACUUCAUUCUGCAGACCUACAUGCCUUCCAUCCUAAUCACCAUCCUGUCCUGGGUAUCCUUCUGGAUCAACUACGAUGCCUCGGCUGCCAGGGUUGCUUUAGGUAUCACCACUGUGCUGACCAUGACCACCAUCAACACACAUCUGCGGGAGACGCUUCCAAAGAUCCCGUACGUCAAAGCCAUCGACAUGUACCUGAUGGGCUGUUUCGUCUUCGUCUUCCUGGCUCUGCUGGAGUAUGCUCUGGUCAACUACAUCUUCUUCGGCAGAGGACCGCAGCGGCAGAAGAAAGCCGCAGAGAAAGCCUCCGCAGCCAACAAUGAAAAGAUGAGAAUGGACCCCAACAAAUGGUUGGUGGGAAAUGUAGUUCAGAGAGACGAUGCUCUGUAUGCCAGAAUGAAACAGAGGGAUAUUGACGCACAUGACUCCAUGUGGGAACCCAUCUUUGUGGAUGAUGCAGCAUUAGGACUAGGCGAUUCAAAAAAUAAGAUGGACCCCCAUGAAAACAUCCUCCUCAGUCCUCUGGAGAUCAAGAACGAAAUGGGCACAUCGGAGUUGACCCUGGGUCUGGGUGACCCGCGUACGACCAUGCUGGCUUACGACAGCACCUCGCUGCAAUAUCGCAAAGCCGGCUUGGCCAGACACAACUUUGGACGCAAUGCGCUGGAACGCCACGUCGCUCAGAAGAAGAGCCGACUACGGCGGCGCACUUCACAGCUUAAAAUCACCAUCCCUGACUUAACUGACGUCAAUUCAAUCGACAAGUGGUCGAGAAUGAUCUUCCCCACCGUAUUUUCCUUCUUCAAUGUCGUCUACUGGCUUUAUUAUAUCAACUAACUGGAUUCUCGGCCGCCACGUAUUUUUAUGUCCGUAUAUCCUUCUCUCUGAUUUUGCAAUACAAGCAGGACUUAUGUUGACAAAUUCAAAUCAGGACUAAUUCCCUUCGACCUUGGGUUCACCUUAAUUGCUGGCUGACACCGAAACCUAAAGAGGCUAAGAACAAAUGGUGCCUGCUCCAAAAAUCGAUCUUUUCCAGUGCAUUCGGUUUGAUAGAGUUUUAUUUUGUUUUAUUUUUUAGGACUUUAUCAAAAUAGUUAGGAUUAUCAAAAUAGCUACUGCUGCAAAUUUAUACUAACGACAAAACAUGGACAUCCACAAUUCUUUCCCCUUUUAGCCAUUUCUAAGCAGCGCUGGAUAAUUUAAUAUUUAUAUACCUUUAUUUGUAAUCUUUCUUGUUUUCACGGUCUAUUGAGUGAAUUAUGAAUAGUUUUAACAUAAGGCUGUAUUUUCUACUUCUCUACUCACAGAUAGUUUAUUUAUUGAAGAGAAUUUAUUAUACACUUUUACGUAACCUCAUUUAUUUUGAUAAAACUUUUCACUCAAAUACUGUACUCUAAAUUUCGUCCACACCUUUAUAUUUCCACGAUGCUUGCAUUAUGUUUAAUUUUGUGCUAUGGAAAUUGAAGGCAUUGCUACUAAUAACACAAUCCCAAAUUUGAUAGCACUCAUAGAUUUAAUUUGUUAUUCUGCUAAUCUCUCCGUUAGCGUUCCCACUCAUUCUCAUGAGCACUCGGUUCACUUGAGCUGUAAAAAAUGCAUUUUAGUUACAUCUACCGAGGAUGAGCUUCCCAAAACCAUUGUAAAAUGAAAGGGAUAAUUCAGCCAAUUAAUGGAUUACUCACCCUCAUGUUGUUCCAAACCCAUAAGACCUUCGGAAAACAAACUGCCAUAUUUCUGAUGAAAUCUGAGGGGUCUCUAACCUCCUAAACCAUCAAGGCUCAGAAAACAGGGCAUGUGAGCUAGACUUUAUCUAGUGCAUGCACAAAUCCACCGAGAAUUCGCCUGUGCCUUCGACAAUUAACAAAACUCUUAGCCUACACUUCAAAACUCGGUCGUUGGGAUAUGGAAUUCGUGAAAUGUUUCCGAAAGCAAAGCGACAGAUCAUACAGGUGCACAAUUCCUGUCAAAAAACGAGAUAAUGAUGUGGAGCGCUAACAGGAACGUGGCAAUGCGGCGUCAGUAAUUAAGGAUUAUAUUCAGAUUCUUCGUAGAAUUAUGCUUUGACCAAUAAUGCCACCUGAAUUAUUUUAACGAUCUCCUUGCUGCGUUUCUGGACCUUGAUCCUGGUAAUUACGUUGCUGUCUGUAGAGAGUCGGAGAACUCUCUGAAUUCAUAAAUAUGUUAAUUUGUUCCAAAGAUAAACAAAGGUUUGGAACGACACGAGAGUGAGUAAUUAGUGAUCAUACCUCAGUUGCUUUCAGUAGGUCUACGAUGCACUAAAACCUAAAAUGCUUUUAGGAAACGUAGCUCAUCAUGGGUUAAACGGAUGCUAACCAGCUAAACGUUGACAUCUUGGGCCAGCUUUACGUCAGCAUUUAGUAAAGACAGUUAUUUUUGUUAGAGUAUUAGAGUAUUAAAAUAAUCACGCAACAUGACUUACUACAAAUAUUGGGCUUUAUUUAACGCCUCAAAAACGCACGUUUUCAACUACUUUGUGUUUGAAAUGGCUGCUUCUGUUGUUGCUAGGAGAUUUUUUUUCUCCAUGUAUUAAUUUAGUAGGAAUGCCAGAAAACCACAUUAACAUAUCAUUUGCAAAGCCAUGUUACUUUUAAUUUGCUUCAGGAAACAAAAAAGAACUUGGAGCCUUCAACUAAGAGUCACACAAUACCAGGUCUAUCAAAACUUCGUGCAACCCUUUAUUUUUCGGCUUCCGGCUCUUUUUAAUGUACUGUGACUUCUUUAUUUCUUUAUUCAAAUAUGCAUCGGUCGAUAUUUAAAUGAGAUGUUGUGCCUGUGUUUCCCUACUAUUGCGCAAGUUUGUCCUGUUUAGUAAAUCUGGCCCGUUGCGUGUAGCCUCGAUCUGUCCUCACUCCGAAGGCACCAAAUACUGAUGAUUAUCACCAUUCAUCCCUACUAAGAACCUUGGUAUCGCCGUAUACUACACGGUUGCUUUCACUGAGAAACCUUUGGUUUAAAUAUACAGGAUUUUAGUGCAUUUUUUCAGUAGUCUACUUUUUGCUUCUUUUUCGGCUUGCAUUUACAUUUGAGUCAUUUUUUUUUAAAAGGAGGACGAUGGAAGCAAUCAAAACUGACAAAAGAGCAACAAUAACAACAAUCCUUAGGUUAGGAUUAGGGAUCAGCAUCUAUUUAUUAUAAUAAGUAUACGGUAUAUACGUGUGUAACAGGGCUGAAAUGCAUAAUCCAUUUUGGGUCCUACUUUUCUUUAAAUAAUUCCCUCCAUGAAAAGGUCAUUGUUAUGUAUAGUGUCAUGUAUGCUUGUGUUUGUGUUGUUUGGCAAAUCAUGUUUGCUGCCAUUAAGCUGGUUAAGGUUAGAAACACACUACAAUAAGUACAUUAUGCACAAGAACAUCUGGCACCACUUUAUUUUACAGUUAGCAUGCAUAUUAUUAGAAUAUAAGCCAUUUAUUAGUGAUCAUUAAGCACAUUUAAUGCCUAAUCAUACACAAUACCUAAGAUUAACAGCUACCACGCUAAGUAUUAAUACGCAGCACAUUUUAUUGAGAGAAAAGUUGCUAGGAAACAAGUGGUUGGCUUUGGUGUGAGAACGGGUUGGUAUUCUGGCUACAAAAAGUCUGGUCCUUUUAGAAAGUUUCUUCUUCCCAAUCAUUGCAUGUUUACCCCAAAAUGGACGGAUACUAGUCUGCUUGAACAGUUGCACAGAAACUUUAACAAAGAUUACGUUAAACCUUCUGAUCAGAACUUAUAGCAUUAGUGCAUUCCCCCGGGUUCACAGACCAGGCUUAAGCCUAGCCCCUGACUAAAACGUAAGAAAGAAAUACUGACUGAUCUUAAAACAUGUUUUGCCUCAAGUAAUGCUUUUUAAUCAAUCGAACCUAAUGCUGGUUUAGUCUUAGCCUUGUCUAUGAAACUGGGCCAUAAUUUGACCCAAAGAUCGAAGCAGACACUAGAGUUGAGCUGGAAGAUGUCUGGUUUAGCUGCCGCUAACUGCCUCGGACAAAACGUUUCACUACGGUUCAGAUUCAGCGAUACAAACCUCUCAAUCUUCGGUAAAUCUUGUAUAAUCCGAUGUCUUGUAAAGCUACUUCAAACGGCCCGAUUCAGCUCCGUUCCUUUCUUCCUAAUAUGUUUACAGGCAACAUUUAACAUCUUGAAGCGCUCAUCGCUCGUUUUGAUACUGAUUUUGUUCGAAAAAGCCAGCAGUUAAGGAAUCUCUUGGCUUCCUCAAUGAAAAAAUGUUCACAAAAAAUGGAGUCAUUCCUUUGUGUUAUGAACUGUAAAUACAUCUCUUGUAUAGGAUUGUUAAAACGCUCUUUGUAUUCAUAAGAAGAGAGUAGCUCUGUGUUUACAUAUGAAAUGAACUGAAAACCGUGGAGGGGCUCGUGGUGCAGAACCAAUAUUGUAAUUUUAUCGAAAUGCAUCUAGAAGAGUCGGUCCGAGCCCAGCGUCCUCCGCCGGUGAGAAGGGCAUAUGAAUAUAAUUCAGCUUUACAAUGCUUGAAAAAAUAUAAAAGCACAAUACCGACCAGAUUUAGCUAAGAAGGUAUAUACACAUCGUUCAUUUACUUUUCUCUCUUUUUUUCAUCAUUUUCUUCUCGAUACGGUAUAGUGCAUCUGUCAUAAUCAUUUAUAAAUAUACUGACCUGCAUGUGAGACAUUUUCCAUCAAGGUCUGCAGUUUUAGUUUUAUCAGCCGUCACAGAGAUAAAAACAGCGUAUCAUGCUCACCGAGAUUUCUUUAUAGUCUGGCAUCUCAGUGCGUAAAAAAAAAACAAAAAAAAUCGAUGUUUUCUGUAUUUUUUACAUUAACGAAAAGGCAGCAGGGUUUAAACAACAAUAGGUUAAAAGCUCGAGUAAAAAUGAAGAUCGAUUCAGUACGAUUUUAUCAUCUUAUCUCUCCACCCUAACUAAAUAUUGAAUGAUCUUACGAAACAUUAUUCAUUACCAGGGAACUGCGGACUUGAAAGCAUGCCAGAAAUCAAGCAACGUAUUUAUUACUCAUGUUUACUCAUGCAUCCCUCACAUCUGUAACGCAUGCAAUACUGCUACCGUACAACCAAAAAAGUAACAAUAUUCUGCUAUUCAUAUUACUAAAUCGACUCAAGAAGGAACUUGACACCAAUUAGCGGUAUUUAACUAUUUGAAGAUCUCUCAAACAUAAUAUGACAAGAAGAGUAGCUUCUGGGCUCAAGGAUCAGCAACGUGUGAAUGCAUUUAAUUACUAAUUACUAAUAGGUUAUUAAUAGUGAUUGUAUAUUCAUAACAAUGGUGAUUAUGUAAAAAUUAAGUGUAAGAGUGUGAUAUUUUCUGCUGUUCUUUUAGGGUCACAAUUAUUUGCACAAGAUCGACGCUUACAACAUCGAAACAAUUCAUAUCAUUUACAUAUAUUCAUAUUGUGUGUGCAGAAAUGAUUUUCUUUGUCAAUUCUUUACAAGUUGUUGCAAGGUUUUUCACCGGAGCUGUAGAAGACGUCUCGGUGGUGUACAUUCUUAAAGGAGAACUUGGGCAUUAGGGCUUAUUUUAAUAUAUUUCAAAAACUAUUUCUAGGUGUAAAUAUCAAUUCUGGUACUAAACAUCCAAUUGGAGCAGGGUGUUCAUGUAAAUACAAAAUACUUUCUAACAACGUGUAAUGUAAUAUUUCUAAACUUUCUGGUUUGUACUUUACUGGUUAAUGCAAAGGUUACUACAAAGCAAUGCUAUGAAAAGUACUUGGUGACAAAUCAAUAAUGUAAAUAAUUUGAAACUUGCCACUUGCUCUCCUUAGUAAACAGAUGUUAUUUUUUAUUUAUUUUCGUUUUCGUAACAUACGUUGCAUAAAGUGUAUUAGGGACAGAAUGUUCUCAUAAUAAGCCAAUACUCACAAAGAGACGUUUAUUAUAUAAUGCAUUAAUUAAUUUUUUUACAUUUAAUUUAAUUUAAUUUUUUUAAUUUAAUUUUAUUAUAUUUAAUUUAAUUUUAUUUAAUUUAAUUUUUAUAUUUAAUUUU